Motacilla alba alba is the source of this 10209-nucleotide messenger RNA. It is a transcript of the gene ATP7B, whose product is annotated as ATPase copper transporting beta. The coding region runs from base 1834 to 6426 and encodes 1530 amino acids. Gene Ontology annotation, biological process: copper ion homeostasis; monoatomic cation transport. Gene Ontology annotation, molecular function: copper ion binding; ATP binding; P-type divalent copper transporter activity. The record is from RefSeq and is a predicted model, not a curated record. Gene Ontology annotation, cellular component: membrane. The transcript is spliced from 21 exons. NCBI's taxonomy places the organism in Eukaryota, Metazoa, Chordata, Aves, Passeriformes, Motacillidae.
GUCAAAUUGUAUAAUUUUCAAUGGCUUGUUUGAAAACCAGUUGAAAUCAGUAAUUUCUGAAAUUAUUUCACCUUUAGCACAAUUUUAUUUUUCAGUAAAGCGUUCUAACUGAAAUCAGACAUGGCUGUAAUUGGUUUGAGAAAUGCAGAACACAGAGACUUUGUAGUAAUUCUCUUUAGAAGGGCCAUUUCUCAAAAUGUUUUCAAAAUAGGCCCUUAAAAAAGUUUAAUACUAUCACAGAUUAUUUUUAUAUUAAGACAGUGAAGCAGAAUAGUGCUGCAGCAGUAUUUGAAGUUUCACUUCCCUGGCAGAAGACCUUCUUUUCCCAAGAACUGAGGAUCCAUAGUUGUGGGGAAGUUAUAGCAGGGAGACAAGCUAGGAUGCUAAUGUCCUGUGUGGUGGCUUUCUGGACCUGUGUCCCUUUUAACCACUUUAAGUACCUAAUUUAGCUCACACCCCUGUGUGACAGGGGUGUGAGGGGUGUACCUCUGCCUUCGGAAGUAAGAAGAAUCUGAGUUUGUCCUGUCAUUGCUUUUUUGGUAAAGCUAGCUGAUGGUAAAGAGGCACAUUAUAGAAAUUAUAAAUAUUAUACUAAUUCUUUUGUCAGGUGGAGCAUCUGUCAUUUAUCCCUCAGGUUUUCAUGACACGACAGAGAUCUUCUAAGGUUUUGACCCUGUGUGCUAACCUGUGCAGAGGAGUAAAUUUUUUACUUUUUCCAGCAAGGCCAAGAGAUUCUGAUUAAAUUUAAAACAAUUAUUUUAAGUCUUGCAUGUGCAGUGAUGUCAUUGCACAGGCAGAGAGGGUGGAAAUUGCUAAUAAAUAAAUAAUAAAAUCUGUUAUAUUUCAUAAAUCUUAUAAAUGCAUAAAUGCACGGCCCUGUUCAGCAGUGCCUUCAGAAGUGGACUGCACUAUUGUGGACUUGGGAACAGGAGACCCCGCUUCCUGCAUUAGCAUUGUGCUGUGAAUUUGCUCUGGGCAAUCCCAGAGAAAUAUAUUCAGGCUUGGCUCAAGGCCCUUCUAGUGGUGGUACCUCUCGUGUGCCUGGCUGUCUAAAUUAGAUGUUCCUGCUGUUGCCCAGAGAAUUUAAGGAGAAUAUAUUUUAUUUCUUGCCUUUCUGGCAUUAACUGCUCAUUUGAUUUUGUUUGGUUCUUUGGCUUUUACUAAAGCUUGCUGGUGGUAAAGAGGCACAUUUUAGAAAGUGUAAAUAUUGUACUCACUCUUUUGUUUUCCCUCUUGGUACAAAGAAUGAAUGUUAUUGUGCCCUGAAUUAAUGAAAGACUCUUGGUCUAGGAGCCUUACCUAGUUAGGUAAUCGUGGGCAUGUUUUCAGUGUUAGAAGGGAAUUCAUUUUAUCCAAGAAACCCCUGGCAAGGAGGAGAUGGAACAGCGUUUUCCCUGUGCAGGAGCUGUGAUUGUGCACAUGGCCACAAGGAGCUAGUGCCUGUCUGUGUGGGCUGGUUACACGCUGGCUGCUGCACACAGGUCAUGUUUGAGCAGCUUGUGAAAGGCAGCCUUGGCUGAGCCUGCUGCUACGCCGUGUGCAGAGAUCAGCAGUGCCGGACGCAGCUUGGAAAGCACGAGGGAUGCCAAUUGGUGGGAAACAUUUAAACUGGCAGGGACAGCAGGUAGCUGAGUGCAGCAAGCAGCCUACAUAAGGAUCACAGGUUGCAUCGGGGAUUUCCUGAUGAAUGCCUAAUAAGCACAUGGCUUAGAUGGGCAGAACUCUUCAAGCUGUUGUAAAUGUAGCUGAAAGACGCGUGGCUUGGAGGACAACAAAUAACUGCUCUCGUGAAACUUUUUUUUGGCGUCGCGAUAUUUAAAGUCCAGAAAAAUAAUGGAGAGAAAACUGGACAAUAAAAUGAAAAGGGAACUGUCCUACUUAGCUACUUUAAACGACAGAAACAUAUCCUUGGUGUCUAUUCGUAAGCAGCAGACAACUUGUGAUGUGCCUGAACUACUGAUUAUUGGUGAAAAGUCCAAGACGGCAUCUCCGGUAAAAGCAAGCAGUAACUUGCAGAAAGAAGAGAAACUUUUGCAGAGUUACUCCAUGGGAAUGACAGAAGUCAAUACAGGUGAAAGGCAGGCUUUGUCCAACAUCAAUUCUCCUCCUGGUAGUGAGCUGAAGCCUACAAUGAAACAUAAUUUUGCUUUUGACAACAUGGGCUACGAGGCAAGCUCUGAAACCAUGCCCUCUCCACCUUCCCAAGAGCAUACUGUGGUAGUCACCAUUGUGGGAAUGACUUGCCAAUCAUGUGUGCAGUCGAUAGAAGGCCGAAUUUCCAAGGUGAAGGGCAUUUUGAGAAUUAAAGUCUCCCUUGAACAGAACAAUGCUGUUAUCAAGUAUCUGCAGUCGGAAAUAAGCCCUGAACAGAUUUGCCAGGAAAUUCUGGAUAUGGGCUUUGACGCCAACAUAGCAGAAGAUAAGUUGACGACAGCGACUGUAAAUUUGCCAAGCUUGAAAGAAGCAGUAGCUAAGCUUCGGGUAGAGGGCAUGACAUGCCAGUCCUGUGUCACCAACAUUGAAGGAAAGAUUAGGAAACUGCAUGGUGUAGCAAAAAUCAAGGUGUCACUUGAUAACCAAGAAGCAAUUAUUGCUUACCAUCCUUACAUCAUUCAGCCUGAUGACCUCAAGAGACACAUCAGUGACCUGGGAUACGACUGCACCAUCAAAAGUAAAUCAGCCCCUUUGAACCUGGGUGCCCUUGAUCUCCAGCGCUUGCAGAAUGCAAACCCCAGGGAGACAACGGCAAGUCUCGAGAGUGAUGGGCUGGAUCCCCUGGUCCCUGAGAUGGGUAGCACAGCAACAGUGACUCUACAGAUAGAGGGCAUGCACUGCAAGUCCUGUGUCAGAAACAUCGAAGGAAAUAUAUCAGAUCUUCCUGGCAUAAAAAGUAUUAAAGUGUCUUUGGAGCAUAAAUGUGCUGUCGUACAGUACAACCCAGAUUUAAUCACCCUGUCAGCUUUCCAGCAUGCUAUUGAAUCCCUUCCACCUGGAAACUUUAAAGUAAGCCUCCUUAGUGGUUCAGAAGCAAAUAAAGCAGCAUCUCCCUCAGGUGCUUUCACAUACAAUGUCGUCAGACAGCCACCACAAGGCGCGACACAUACGGCUGUUAUUAAGAUUGAUGGCAUGACCUGCAAUUCUUGUGUACAGUCCAUAGAAGAGGCCGUAUCACAGAGGCAGGGAGUGCAGCACGUAGCAGUUUCUCUAGCUGGCAGUACUGGGACCAUACACUAUGAUCCAGCUGUCACUAGUGGAGAAGAGUUAAGAGCUGCCAUAGAAGACAUGGGAUUUGAUGCCUCUGUGCUGACAGAUACCACCCCUGAAGAACACAGGUCCCAGCCUGAUGCCAGCAAAGCUGCUGUGCAGCCUCGAGCUCCAGAGCCUCCUCGCCAAGGCAAUCCCUCGGAUGCUCUUCCAGACAGUCCUCACCCUGAUGGUUCAAACCAGCUCAGUGGAGCCACAGAAGAAAAGUGUGUUUUACAGGUCACAGGCAUGACCUGUGCAUCGUGUGUGUCUACCAUUGAAAGAAAUUUGCAGAAAGAAGAUGGAAUUGUUUCAGUGUUGGUAGCACUGAUGGCAGGUAAAGCAGAGAUAAAAUACAAGCCAGAACUCAUACAGCCUCUUGAAAUAGCACAGCUGAUCCAGAAUUUGGGUUUUGAAGCUACCAUCAUGGAAAAUAAUGCAGAAACAGAAGGGCAAGUGGAGCUUCUUAUUACAGGGAUGACUUGUGCUUCUUGUGUUCACAAUAUUGAAUCCAAACUCAUGAGAACAAAUGGCAUAUUCUCUGCCUCAGUUGCACUUGCAACUAGCAAAGCUCACAUCCAGUUCGAUCCUGAAAUUAUUGGACCUCGAGAUAUUAUAAAAGUAAUCAAGGAAAUCGGCUUUCAUGCUUCUGUGGCUAAAAGAGCUCCAAAUGCAAAUAACCUGAGUCAUAAAAAGGAAAUACAGCAGUGGAGGAAAUCUUUCUUGUACAGCCUAGUGUUUGGUAUCCCAGUCGUAGUCAUAAUGAUUUAUAUGCAAAUACCGAAUGGUGAAGGCCAUGGGUCUAAGGUGCUGGACCAGAACCUCAUUCCUGGAUUAUCUAUUUUGAAUCUUCUCUUCUUUAUCCUGUGCACUUUUGUUCAGUUCCUUGGUGGAUGGUAUUUUUACGUACAAGCUUACAAGUCACUGAGGCACAAGACAGCCAAUAUGGAUGUGCUCAUCGUACUGGCCACGACGAUUGCUUAUGUGUAUUCCUGCGUGAUCCUGAUAGUGGCAAUCAUUGAAAAGGCAGAGAAAAGCCCUGUCACUUUCUUCGACACUCCUCCGAUGUUGUUUGUGUUCAUUGCGCUCGGCAGAUGGCUGGAACACAUUGCCAAGGGUAAGACCUCAGAAGCUCUUGCUAAGCUUAUGUCUCUUCAAGCCACAGAAGCCACUGUGGUGACUCUUGGACCUGGCCACUCUAUUGUCAAGGAGGAGCAAGUACCUGUUGAACUGGUUCAAAGGGGUGAUAUUAUAAAAGUUGUUCCUGGUGGAAAGUUCCCAGUGGAUGGAAAGGUCAUUGACGGCAGUUCUAUGGCAGAUGAGUCUCUCAUUACUGGGGAACCUAUGCCAGUCAUUAAAAAGCCUGGGAGCACAGUGAUUGCUGGUUCUAUAAAUGCACAUGGCUCACUUCUUGUUAAUGCAACUCAUGUUGGUAGUGAUACCACUCUGGCACAGAUUGUGAAAUUGGUGGAAGAAGCUCAAAUGUCAAAGGCACCCAUCCAGCAACUGGCAGAUAAAUUUAGUGGAUACUUUGUUCCAUUUAUCAUCAUCAUUUCGACUGUGACAUUGAUAGUAUGGAUCACAAUUGGUUUUGUAAAUUUUGAUAUUAUUAAAAAAUAUUUUCCUAAUCAGAGCAAAAACAUUUCAAAAGCUGAAAUAAUACUGAGGUUUGCAUUUCAAACCUCAAUCACUGUGCUGAGCAUUGCAUGCCCUUGCUCUUUAGGCCUGGCUACCCCCACAGCUGUAAUGGUGGGCACAGGAGUGGCUGCGCAGAAUGGAAUUCUCAUCAAAGGUGGAAAACCCCUGGAAAUGGCACAUCAGAUCAAGACCGUGAUGUUUGAUAAAACUGGGACCAUCACCUAUGGAGUUCCUAAAGUCAUGAGGGUGCUUUUGAUGGGAGACACAGCUGUGCUCCCCCUGAAGAAGGUACUGGCUGUUGUUGGUACAGCAGAAGCCAGCAGCGAGCAUCCUUUAGGAAUGGCUGUCGCUAAAUACUGCAAAGAGGAGCUUGGCACUGAGAGCCUGGGAUACUGCACCGACUUCCAGGCAGUCCCAGGCUGUGGUAUCAGCUGCAAGGUCGGAGGAGUUGAGGCCAUCCUUGGUACAGCUGAGGAAGGUCCCAAUAACCUGGAUGCUAGCAGGAGUGGGGACAGCAGUGCUCCUCUGGGAGAUAAUGGGAUUAUCACGCUCUUGGAAUCACAAGGUCCAUCAGCUUCUCAGAAAUACUCGGUGUUGAUCGGAAAUCGUGAGUGGAUGCGACGCAAUGGCUUGAAUAUUGCAAAUGAUGUAAAUGAUGCAAUGACAAACCAUGAAAUGAAAGGACAGACUGCCAUACUAGUGGCUAUAGAUGGUGCGUUGUGUGGAAUGAUCGCGAUAGCAGACACUGUCAAGCAGGAGGCAGCCCUUGCCGUGCACACGCUGCAGAGCAUGGGAAUAGACGUGGUGCUCAUAACAGGGGACAACAGGAAAACUGCAAAAGCCAUUGCUACUCAGGUUGGGAUCAAAAAAGUCUUUGCGGAGGUUCUUCCUUCUCACAAGGUUGCGAAAGUCCAGGAGCUCCAAAAUGGGAAGAAGAAGGUUGCAAUGGUUGGUGAUGGAGUCAACGAUUCCCCUGCACUAGCCAAGGCCGAUGUUGGAAUUGCAAUUGGAACAGGCACCGAUGUUGCCAUUGAAGCUGCAGAUGUUGUUCUUAUCCGAAAUGAUUUGCUGGAUGUAGUUGCCAGUAUUCACUUAUCCAAGAGAACAGUUCGAAGAAUACGAAUAAAUCUGAUUCUUGCCUUAAUUUAUAAUCUGCUUGGAAUACCCAUAGCAGCAGGUGUGUUCAUGCCUGUUGGCCUCGUACUUCAGCCUUGGAUGGGGUCAGCUGCAAUGGCAGCUUCUUCUGUGUCUGUCCUGCUGUCUUCACUGCAGCUGAAAUGUUACAAGAAGCCAGACACAGAAAGUUACGAAGCACAAGCUCAAGGCCGCAUGAAGCCACUCACUCCUUCUCAAAUCAGUGUUCACAUUGGAAUGGACAGCAGGAGGAGGGACUCUUCCAAACCAUCUCCUUGGGAUCAGACAAGCCAAGUGUCCCUCUCUUCCUUGGCUUCAGACAGGCAGCCGAGACGCAAUGGUUUCAUUCGGGAGGAGGGGGGCAAGUGGUCAUUGCUCAUAAACGGAGCGGAUGAGGAGCAGUACAUCUAAAGCUCUGGACUCUUAGUAAAAGGGGGAAAUGUUCCUUCUCCCCAAUCAGGGGAGGGAGUGACUUAUUUCAUCAACAGCUUCAGUGUUGUAAGUGAAGUAUUCCUUCAGUUCAUAAGACAAUUGCAACUCAGCUCAGUGUUGGGUUGUAUGGAUUGUGGAUUUUUUUCAGGUCACCAGUUAUUUCUAGUUGUGGAAUUAAUCUGUGCCACUAUAAUGAACUGGCUUGUUUGCACACGGCAUUUAGUGAAAUUAUGUAAAAUGGUAAUUUGCAGAGUCUAAAAGAGUUUCUCUGUGACUCUUUGCUAGGAACCAAAUUUCAUACUUUUCACUCUUUCAAACUUUAUUACUUCAAGACCACAUGAAGCAAGAGUAUUUUCAGAGCUGUCAAAUAUUAAUUUGUUUCUAAAUGAAAUUAGCAAUGGCAUAAGGAAUUCUGCGGUCAGAAUUUGAAUUUUUACACAGAAUCCUAACUAGUCAUGUCACUGUGAGAACACUUUGUAUUUAGGAUUCAUGGCAUGUCCUGGGACCAAAAAUGCUUUGUUGUUUCACCUGCUUCAACUCUGAAAGAUCUUUUUCAAAGAUUUUCACUUGCUUUGAGGUAUUGCAUCCUUUUGAUGCACAUUUCUACUCUCUGAUUUUCUCUUUUGCUCCAUAUGAGCUCUUUCCCCAUUUUUCUUGCACAAGAGAUCUUCUGUGAGUUAUCAUUGUGUUCACAGAUAUUCCUGUUUGGGACAAACUCCUUUAAGUCACCAGGAACCUUUCCAUUCCAAUUGAAAUCCAUAAAGACAGAACAGUUCCUGGUCCCAUUUAUCCACGAUACCUUGCUGGACCCCAGGGAGCUGCUUAGAGUUGGGUAGUUGUCUGGGUAGUUGUCUGUCUCUUUACUCUGGCAGAGUGAAGAAUUUAUGCCAGUGUGAGCAAAGGUGGUAUUUACCUCUGCUCAGGUAUUUACCUGAGCAGAACUAGCACUGGUGUGACUCCAGUGUAGCUGAACAGAGGGAGAUUAUUGCAUAACUUAACCCCAGUUUGCUGGUUGCUUAAAAUGCAGCUAAAAGUUUAAAUUAUAAAGGUGGAAAAAUGGCCUUAAAGUGGGCUUCUAUUUGCCAUCAUAUGAAUAAAUGACAGUACCUGAACUAAGAAAAUUUGUAAUUUAAAUUUGUAUUUAUGUUUUGCAUUUGUUUUAGUUCCCCUCUUUUUCAAUGAGAAAUCAAAGUGCUGGACAACCAUUUUUUUGCUUUAACAUCUUUACCAAAGCUUGCAGUAACUUCAUCCCUUAUGGAUGUCAGAUUCACCCCUUAACACUUUUUAGAGUCAGGGCAGUAGGAAUCAACAGCUUUGGUGCACUGGAUUCAGUUCCAGAGCGCUGUCUUGUCCAGCUGUGGGACCCUGAUGUAAGCAGAGUUUUAUAGUUGAAUUUAGAAACUGAAAGAAGAGGAAAUACUUUGCUAAACAACAUGAAAUAACUACUUAUUUUCAUUGACUGUAAUAUAGAGCUGUUUCUAACACGGGUUCAAAUCCUGCUUCUCCUAAUGUAAAAAUGAAAAACAAGUCAGAGAGGAAAAGAAUUGUUCUUAAAGCAUUGGAUGGGUCUUCCCAUUUUCUCAGCAGUGUCUUAAAUAUAAUUACAAAUUAGAUUUAAAACUCUAUAUAAGUAGAGAUUACUUUCACAGCACACACACUUUUCAAACAUGCCAUAGGUGCAUGUCCCUGUGGGAAAGAGGGUCUGAAGUUUUACUGUUCUGUAUUUUCUUACCAGUCCUUACAGUAAAAAUAUGCUUUGGUUUAAAAAAGAAAAAAAAACCAACAAACAAAUGACUGUGUCUUUUUCUUUUCCUUUUUAUUUUUUAAAUUUUUUUUUUAUUGAGGGGUUAAGAAUAAAAAGAGCAUAAACAGAGAUUGUUGGAUUGCAGGGUACACUUGCACAAGGUUUUGUGACUGCUUUGUGAUCUGUUUCAGGCAGGAUAUAUAGGAGGGAAAAAGAGACAGUGUUGUUCAUGUUGAGAUAGGUGAGGUUACAAACAUGUUAAAGGGUGGAAAUAGGAUUCAAAAUCGUCUUGGGGAAUUGGACAGAACCAGAAAACUUCACAAACAGAACAGAGAGGAAUUAAAGGUCAACAUAGCUGAAAAAGGUCAGGUAGUUGUCUGGCAUUCAUUUUGUCACCCAUUCUAACAACACAGUGAUCCUGAAAAAUGAAGAGAAACUCAGAGAGGUAUAAAGAUUGUAUCACCCAUAUGACAAAAUACCUCAUUCUGUUCUGCUCUGGAGAGGUAUCAGCUGAAAAAGCAGCUCUAGUUUUAUAUGUCAUGCCUCUUAGGAAAAACCAGUUCAGAGAAGAGCAAUGAGAUUUAACAGAAAUCUAGAAAACAUGAGAAUGAAAUAUAUGAGAAUAAGAAACAGAAGCAGACUGAUAGAGUUUGAGUAAUUUUGCUUACAGAAUACCAUAAGGAAAUACAAGUCUCAAGACACAAAGAGAACAAUUUAUUCCUUUCAUCUUUUCAGUGUCUUUUAUGUUCAUGGGGAAUAGAACAAGAAAAUAAUAGGCUUAUUUCACCAAAGAAUAUUUAGAUUAGUCACUAGGGAGGAACUGUGUAACAGGAAAGAUUGUGGAGCACUGGAAGAUGUUUCAGAUGGGGGCACAUCUCUUCAGAUGCUCAUGGCAAUCAGGCACAUAUUUGGUGAUAAUGUGUAAGUCAGAGGUGAAUCCUCCGUGGGGCAAGCAGCUGCCCUACAGCAGCUCCUGACCUUCUCCCCAGAUGGGCUUUCUCUUAUUUCUGUGAAAGUAAUAUGAACCAAAAAAUUAUUGGAGUAGAGGACUGACCACACUAUCCUGCUCUCAAGAAGUGCUGAAGAACCUGACUUAUUUCAUACUUGAAAUGAACUGGAAAGUUUUGCUCAUUAUAUUUGCAUAAUGUCUUUAAAUGGCUGUGAAAAUUGCAUAAAUCAUGGAAUCAUAGAAUGGUUUGGGUUGAAGUGGUCCUUAGAAUUCAUCUAGUCCCACUCUCCUGCCAUGGGCAGGGAUACCUUCCACUAGACUGGGUUACUCAAAGCUCCAUCCAGCCUGUCUUAACACUUGUGACCAUGUGCUCUUGUUAAACUUGAGCUCCUGAUGCACAUCCAGUCUCACUGGGGGGGGUGUAUGAGAUGGAGCUCAGCGUUUGCAUGUCUGCAUGCAAUGUAAUUACGAAUUGUCCUUGUCCCCACCGGACCCACCUGCCUGCAGCCCCCAGCAGAGUGAGGUACUGGCCUGGGACUGCUGCCUGUGCUGGCCCUACUGCAAAUUAGCUGGAGGAAGGUGCCUGAGAGGAUGGACUCGUGGACUCCCUAAGCUCAGUGCCUGAGGUGCCCAGCAGUGUGCCACACUUGUCCUGUUUCCUAGGACUGAGUAUUUUGAUGGAUUAGACAGUAUGGAGCAACUUUUCAAGUCCCAGUUUUGAUCUUAGGUGUCAGCAUUGUGCAUGUUCUCUCAGCACGACUCAGUUGCUGCCUAUCUGAUGGUAAGUGUUGAUAUAUCUGAUGAUUUACAGGGGACAACCAGUUAUUUUGCUCUGGGAAAAAUUAGUGAGUCCUUUGUUGUAACUUUUAAAUUCUUUUUUAACGAACACAGAAGACAUUGAAUUAAUCAGAUCUUUGACUUCCAUGUUAUUUUUGGUGCAAUAGCUCAGGAAUACUGUUGUCUGUGAAGUUUCUCAGCUGUUCUUCUUCUCUUGUUAUAGUUUGCCAUACAAUUUUUGGUGCCCUAAGUUCACAGGAAAGAAAUUAUUCCAUUUCAUUUCCUCCUCCUU